GAGAUGGCCAACUUUACACCAUCCUAUUGAAAGAAUCUACCAGUGGGGUGUAGAGAGUUGCAGCACCAACUUAAACAACGCUGUCAAGUACUGAAGGAGCAGUCAGCUGCAUAAGGAACUAUCCGUGCAGAAUUUGGGACGUAAUUUCUGGACCGCUGCAAACAUGAUUGCCACCACACAACAGAACAUGACAACGGAGCUACAGGACUUAGGCAGCACGGGAGGACCACCUCGGAAUUGGAAGGGAAUUGGGAUCGCCUUGGUGGUUAUACUGGGGGUCAUGUCCCUGGUCACCCUCUCCAUUAUUAUGCUCACCCCUGACGAAUCUCAUCUCCUGCUGCUGUCUCGUCUCACUUUGGAGAACCUGGAGAGUGAAGAUUUCAAAAUUCACGACCCAUGUGCAAAGUGGCUAAAUGAGAAUGAGGUAUCACUAUGCACUCGGGAGGGUCACGUUCAAAUCCAUAAUCUCAACACCAAUCUAACCACCACACUGCUGGACAACAGCACCUUGGAUCUGAAAUCCAUGAGGUUCCAGGUUUCUGCUGAUAAGAAGUUCAUCCUGAUGGCCUACGAUAUCCGCCAUGUAUUCUCACAGUCCUUCACUGCAUCCUUUGCAAUCUACACAGUGAACAGUGGGGACAUUAUGGACCUCACCCCAUCAGAGGAGGGAACGUCUGUACUUCAGUAUGCGGCAUGGGGGCCUCAAGGGAGCCAGCUGGUCUAUGUAUUUGAGAAUGACAUCUACUACAAGUCUGAUGUGUCCAGGAAGGCGUUGCGUUUGACCACCACAGGCAGAAUCGGAUUGGUGGUUAAUGGGCUGUCUGAUUGGACCUAUGAGGAGGAGAUACUUCUGAAAUAUCCUGCUUUGUGGUGGGCUAAGGAUGGUGCCCGUCUGGCAUAUCUGUCCAUUAACAACUCAGCCACGCCUUUUAUGGAGAUACCUCACUUCCUGAGUGGGAUUUAUCCUUCUAAUGUCCUCUACCCUUACCCAAAGGCGGGUUCCAUAAUCCCAUCAGCCAGUUUGUUUGUGGUGAAUUUAUAUGGUCCAGCACAUACAUUAGAGAUGAUUCCACCCGACUCACAGAACAGCAGAGAUAUUUAUAUCUCUAUGAUGAGUUGGAUCAGCAGUACGCGUCUAGUUGUGCGUUGGUUGAACCGAGUCCAGAAUCAGUCUGUGGUGUGUGUGUGUGAAGCCACAACAGGAGCCUGCUCAGAGAGGCACCAAAUGACAAUGGACUUUUGGCACAACAAUCAACGGCAGGAUGAGCCGUUGUUCAUGGCAGAUGGCUCCCUGUUUUACCUCAUCUUGCCUGCCAAGCAAGGGGCCCGUGGGGAGUUCCUCCACAUUGCCAGCCUCCCUGCUCAGGCUUCAACUCCCUCUGUUACUCCUCGCUUUCUAACAUCAGGGAACUGGGAUGUAACCUCACUGUGCGCCCUUGACGAGGACAAUGAUAAAAUAUUUUUUUUGAGCACAGAGGAGUCACGACAGAGCAGGCACUUGUACAGCGUGGAGCUCGGAGGAGUAUUUCAACGCCAAUGUCUGACGUGCAACCUCUUUGAACAAUGCAACUUCUACACAGCAGACUUCAGCCCCAAUCAGACAUACUUCACCCUCUACUGCCUGGGUCCAGGAGUCCCAAAAGUGACCAUUCACAGCACAAGCGAUCCUUCUAGAUAUACAGUGGUGGAAGACAACAGCCUCCUUGCAAUGUCUCUUGAAACCAAGCGCCUUCCUGAGACAAUUUUCCAGACCCUUUCCUCCAACAACAAUGGCCUAGAUGUGAAGAUGUCGUUGCCUCCUGGGCACGAGGGAAAUCUGCACCCUCUCCUUAUUAUCAUUGAUGGUAUUCCUGGCAGGCAGUCGGUAACUGAGGAGUUUACCCUGGGCUGGCCGGAGGUUUUGUCUAGCCUGCACGGAGUAGCGCUGGCCUGGAUAGACAGCAGAAACAGUGUCCCUCUGGGACAGAAAAGCAGCACCCUGGACCCUCGUAAGCUGGGUUCCCUCCGCAUUAAAGACCAGCUUGGAGUUGUAGAGUGGUUCAUGCAGUUGCCAUACAUUGAUGGGAGAAGAAUUGCUGUUUAUGGAAAGGGAUUUGGUGGUUAUUUAAGUUUAAAGAUGUUGACAACAACUGAUCAGAUAUUCAAGUGUGCUGCCGUCAUGGCCCCUAUCACAGAUUUCAAGCUAUACAGUGCUGCUUUCUCAGAGAGAUAUCUAGGUCUCCCUGCUAAAGAGGAACAUUCCUACAUGACUGCGUCUUUAUUGGACGACAUCCACAAACUAAAAGACGACAACUUUCUCCUUUUACAUGGGACUGCAGAUGCGCGAGUUCAUUUCCAACAUAGUGCUGAAUUGUUGAGUCGUCUGGUGAAGUUGGAGGCCAACUACACACUGCAGCUGUACCCAGAUGAAGGUCACACCCUGAGAGCAGAGCGGAGCAUCCAACACAUGCAUCGUACCCUCCUAAACUACCUCCACAACUGUCUCAAAUAUGACCCCUUUCUCAAAGCAGAGGAGGAAGAGGAUGAGGAGGAAGAGUGAUUUCUUCUAUUGCUUUCGGUCCUCAAAGCAGCCCAUGUAUAUCUAAGUACCGGUGUUGAACUUCAAGCUGUGUUAUUUCACCAAAGGAAAAAGGAGAAAAAUUGGGACCAAGAGGACCAAAUCCACCAGCUAUUUAUUGCAGACUAGAUUUUGGAUUUUUUCAAUAUAAGACUACGACCAUGUCUUGUGCCGGUAUGUCCCUCCCUUGAUGAAUUGGAGGACAAGAGGAAGAUGCAAAAACAAGCACACUGGUUCAUGCAGUUUACAAGCAAAGCACAUAUAAAUCUAAGGGCCCCAUUCAAUCAAAACAGAUUAUUCAGAUUAUUGGUAAAAGAUGCUGCAGAGAUAUGUUAAUCAGCCUUGAUAUUAUAGUGCCACCUUGUAGGCAAAAAAGGAAAUGCUUUACAGGGGUAGUCACCCAAAAAUGAAAAUUCUUUCAUCAUUUACUCACCCUCAUGCCAUCCCAGAUGUGUAUGACUUUCUUUCUUCUGCAGAACACAAACAAAGGUUUUUAGAAGAAGACUUUAGUGGUUAAAUCCAUAUCUUCAGAAGUGAUAAGAUAGGUGUGGAUGAGAAACAAAUCAAUAUUUAAGUCCUUUUUUACUAUAAAUCUCCACUUUCACUUUCAGAUGUGAAAGUAAAACUAAACAGGCACCACAUGUGACUUUCAGAUGUGAAAGUGGAGAUUUAUAGUAAAAAUGACUUAAAUAUUGAUCUGUUUCUCACCCACACUUAUAUCGCUUUUGAAGACAUAGAUUUAACCACUGGAGUCUUGUAGAUUAGGUUUAUGCUGCUUUUAUCUGCUUUUGGACCCUUAGAUUUCUGGUCACCAUUCACUUAAAAUGUUUGGACCUACAGAGCUGAGAUAUUCGUCUAAAAAUAUUUGUUUGUUUUCUGAAAAAGAAAG
Molecule: messenger RNA, 3446 nt
Organism: Myxocyprinus asiaticus (Chinese sucker)
Lineage: Eukaryota; Metazoa; Chordata; Actinopteri; Cypriniformes; Catostomidae
Product: inactive dipeptidyl peptidase 10-like
Exons: 25
Coding region: 164-2539 (791 amino acids)
Biological process (GO): proteolysis
Molecular function (GO): dipeptidyl-peptidase activity; serine-type peptidase activity
Source: RefSeq, a predicted model, not a curated record